This is a messenger RNA of Naegleria fowleri, 744 nucleotides long. RefSeq lists its product as uncharacterized. The record is from RefSeq and is a predicted model, not a curated record. NCBI's taxonomy places the organism in Eukaryota, Heterolobosea, Eutetramitea, Acrasida, Naegleriidae. The transcript has a single exon. Bases 1 to 744 code for a protein of 247 amino acids.
AUGAAUAAGGCUCAACCGUUAACCAUUCAACUUCCCCCAUACAACACCAACAACUCAAGUCAACCACCUCCACCUCCUUCCUCAUUUCCUGGCUAUUCUCAACCACCCCAACUUCCUACUAGUAAAUCAUCAUCAUUCCCUUUCAACCUCGGGAUUCAGCACAAUAACCCAACAUCGGGAUCAACCACCAUCGUUCCACCUCCCUCUUCUCCUCUUUCAACAUCAACAGCCUUCCAUAACAAUGGUAAUAUUGCAAUAACAACAAUACCAUCUCUCCCACUCUCUCCAAUUCUUCAAACCAACAUGUACAGUAGUGGGUCAAAUUUACCUAAUAAUACGACCAAUUCAUCUGCAACGUUCCUUGUGUUUGGAAGGAAACUUGAUGUUUCCGAGUUACUUGGUAAUAACAAACAACAAGCACCACUCUAUUCCAUGAUGAGAGGAUGGUAUUUAUCCAACUUUGAAAAGAAAACUCACCCAAACGCUCUACCUGCAGUCGCAUCUUCGACCUCAUUAGAAUCAUCCUAUGUGGUUAUUAGAAAGCCUCCGGUUUCAAAUCAAAGAUUCCCUCUUCAUUAUAAAAGUGGUACAGAAUUGGUGAACCGUAGAGGUAGAUUCAAAGAUAAGAAGAAUCUAGUUCAAGAAUUAAAAGAUUGGUGCAAGAAAUGUAAGGAAAUGAGAAGAGAGGAACGAAGAGUUCGAGAACAGCAGGAAGAAUUUCUUUGCAAAGAAGUUGUGUUGUAA